Molecule: messenger RNA, 1110 nt
Organism: Penicillium macrosclerotiorum
Lineage: Eukaryota; Fungi; Ascomycota; Eurotiomycetes; Eurotiales; Aspergillaceae
Product: homoserine dehydrogenase
Exons: 2
Coding region: 1-1110 (369 amino acids)
Biological process (GO): aspartate family amino acid biosynthetic process; L-homoserine biosynthetic process
Molecular function (GO): homoserine dehydrogenase activity; aspartate kinase activity; NADP binding
Source: RefSeq, a predicted model, not a curated record
AUGUCCGCUAGCCCUAUCUAUCUCGGCGUUGUUGGCGUCGGUGGUGUUGGAACCGCAUUCCUGUCCCAGCUCGCUCGUCUUCCCAAUGCUCCAAAGCUCGUCCUCCUCGCCCGUUCUUCUCAGACCCUUCUCGCUCCGACACCGGCCUACUCCCCGGCGAUCCCCGCGGCCGACUGGGCAACCGCCGCAGCCACUCCUUCAUUGACAAAAACCGGCGCUCUGCCCGCUGAGGAGAUUGCUACAUACCUUGCUUCAGCUCCUGGACGUGCCAUCCUGGUUGACAACACCUCCGACAUCAACCUCGCCCGCCAAUACCCCACAUUCCUGAAGAAGGGCGUGUCAAUCGUCACUCCCAACAAGAAGGGCUUCUCCGACGACCUGUCUCUGUGGAAGGAUAUUUUUGCGUCUGCCAAGGAAGGAAAAGCCCUUGUCUACCACGAGAGCACCGUCGGCGCCGGCCUGCCCGUCCUGUCGACCUUGAAGGACCUGGUUGCGACUGGCGAUGAAGUUACCCGUAUCGAGGGUGUCUUCUCCGGUACUCUUUCCUUCCUGUUCAACACCUUCGCCCCGGCCUCGGGUUCCUCGGACGCCCAGUGGAGCGCUGUCGUUACCCAGGCCAAGGAGCUUGGUUAUACCGAACCCGACCCACGCGAUGACCUGAACGGCAUGGACGUUGCCCGUAAGCUGACCAUCCUGGCCCGCCUGGCUGGCCUCGAGGUCUCCCGUCCCGACUCUUUCCCUAUCGAGUCGCUCAUCCCCGCCGAGCUUGCCUCUCUGCCCUCGUCUGCCGAUGGAAUCGCCCAAUUCAUGGCUCGUCUGCCCGAGUUUGAUUCCCAGAUGGCGAACAUCAAGGCCACCGCCGAGAAGGAGGGCAAGGUCGUGCGCUAUGUUGGCAGCAUCGAUGUUGCUACCAAGGCCGUUAAAGUCGGCUUACAGUACUUCGAGAAGGAUAGUGCCAUUGCUGGCCUGAAGGGUAGCGACAACAUCAUCAGCUUCUACACCAAGCGGUACGGUGCCAACCCGGUGAUUGUGCAGGGUGCUGGCGCUGGGGGUGAUGUCACUGCUAUGGGUGUCUCAGCUGAUUUGAUCAAGGUUCUCGAGCGUCUAUAA